UCUUUCAGCCCCAGCUGUCUCUUGAGUCCGGUUAGGGUGAUACUCCAGCCUGGUUCUACGCGAAUGCGCGCGCCACGAUCCUUGCCGUGUUUAAAGCAGUUCCUCCGAAGGAUGUCGUCCGCAGCCGCCGAUCAACCCGCCGCGACGACGGCCCCCACCGGUCCCCCUCUACGCUACCGCGUACUGGCCAAAUGUUCCCGCACCAAGGCGCGCGUAGGCGUGAUGAGCCUGCGGCACAGCGACGUCGACACGCCGGUGUUUAUGCCGGUCGGAACGCAGGGGACGCUGAAGGGACUGCUUCCGGAUCAGAUUAUGACGUUGGGGUGUCAGAUAAUGCUGGGGAAUACGUAUCACUUGGGGAUGCGUCCGGGGACGGAGAUCUUGAAGAAGGUUGGUGGGUUGCACGCCUUUAUGGGCUGGCCCCGGGCGCUGUUGACCGAUUCGGGCGGGUUCCAGAUGGUUUCGUUGCUUCAGCUGGCGGAGAUAACUGAGGAAGGGGUGAAGUUUGAGUCUCCGUACGAUAAGAGUGAGUGUAUGUUGACUCCGGAGCGGUCCAUGGAGAUUCAGAACGCGAUUGGGGCGGACAUUAUGAUGCAGUUGGACGAUGUGGUCAAGACGACCACGACCGGGCCUCGGGUUGAGGAGGCCAUGCAUAGGACAAUUCGGUGGCUUGACCGGAGUAUUGAGGCUCACGCGAGGGACGAUGAGCAGAGUAUCUUUCCGAUCGUUCAGGGCGGACUUCAGCCGGAACUACGGAAAGUUUGUGCGGCUGAAUUGACGGAACGGAACACGCGCGGGUUCGCCGUUGGGGGUUUGAGCGGGGGUGAAAGCAAGGACGAGUUCUGGCGUACGGUCCAUCUCUGUACGGAUUUGCUGCCCGAGGACAAGCCACGCUAUCUGAUGGGAGUUGGAUUUGCGGCGGAUUUGGUGGUCUGCGUCGCGCUUGGUAUCGACAUGUUUGACUGCGUGUUCCCGACGAGGACGGCCCGGUUUGGCUGCGCGUUGACCCGGCAGGGUCAGCUCAACCUGAAGCAACAGACCUUCAAGACCGAUAUGCGACCGAUUGACGAGAACUGCGACUGUUCCACGUGCAAAACGUACACACGAGCGUACCUACAUCACAUUGUUACGGUGGAACCGGUGGCCUGUAGCAUCAUCAGUAUCCACAACGUGGCUUUUCAGCUCAAACUAAUGGGAGACAUUCGAAAGAGCAUCGAAGCGGACACCUUCCCGGAGUUUAUCAAGUCGUACAUGCAGGACCGUUUCCCGGACAGCUCCGUCCCGCAGUGGAUCGUGGACGCCCUUGCCGCCGUCAACGUGCAACUUUAAGGGAACGCGUUCGAAGCUCAACAACCAACCCCAAAAAAAUAACAGUUUUGCAAUAAUUUAUUCCACCUUACCGUA
Messenger RNA from Culex pipiens pallens (northern house mosquito), 1404 nucleotides. RefSeq names its product queuine tRNA-ribosyltransferase catalytic subunit (gene Tgt). The transcript is spliced from 3 exons. Gene Ontology annotation, cellular component: cytosol. Lineage: Eukaryota; Metazoa; Arthropoda; Insecta; Diptera; Culicidae. Gene Ontology annotation, molecular function: tRNA-guanosine(34) queuine transglycosylase activity. The record is from RefSeq and is a predicted model, not a curated record. The coding region runs from base 64 to 1329 and encodes 421 amino acids.